UCCCACAUCCAUGAGCCGGUGAGACGGGAGACGGAAGGCGGGUGGGAGGGAAGCGGGUUCGCCGCUGGGUUUCUGACCCUCCCCCGCCCCCCCCCCGAUGGCGGAGACGAAGAUAAUUUACCACAUGGAUGAGGAGGAGACGCCGUACCUGGUGAAGGUGCCGGUUCCACCGGACAGGGUCACUCUCGGUCAUUUCAAGCAGGUUCUCAACAACAGGCCGAGCUGCAACUUCAAAUUCUUCUUCAAGUCCAUGGACCUGGACUUCGGGGUUGUGAAGGAAGAAAUUUCAGAUGACAAUGCCAAGUUACCGUGUUUCAAUGGUAGAGUGGUCUCAUGGCUGGUCUUGGCUGAAGGCUCAGCAUCUGAUGGCGGCUCACAGUGUGCAGACAGUAUGUCAGAGUUACCACCCCCCAUUGAGAGGACUGGCGGCAUCGGCGACUCCAGGCCACCAUCCUUCCAUGCCAACACUGCUGGUAGUCGGGAUGGACUGGACAACGAAACAGGGGCAGAAUCAAUCUUGAGCAUCAGGCGGGAGCGGGAUCGACAUCGGCGAAGGAACAGAGAACGUGAUGUGCAUGACGAUGUUCCACGAGUAAAUGGACACACUAAAACAGAUCGCCAUCGGAAUGCAGGUGGCUAUGAGAGUGCUUCCACAGUGAUGAGCAGCGAGCUGGACUCGAGUAGCUUCAUUGACUCAGAUGAUGACAACACUAGCAGGUUAAGUAGCUCAGUGGAGCAGAGUGCUUCAUCUCAGCUCAUGAGGAGACACAAACGCAGGAGGCGGAGACAUCGUAUGAAACAGAUGGACAGGUCCUCAUCGUUGAGCAGCAUCACAGAUUCCACUAUGUCUCUCAAUAUUAUCACUGUGACACUCAACAUGGAGAAAUACAAUUUCUUGGGGAUCAGUAUCGUGGGUCAAAGUAAUGAUCGGGGAGAUGGUGGGAUAUAUAUCGGGUCAAUAAUGAAGGGAGGAGCAGUGGCAGCUGAUGGCAGAAUUGAGCCUGGUGACAUGCUUCUACAGGUCAAUGAUGUCAACUUUGAAAAUAUGAGCAAUGACGAUGCUGUGAGAAUUCUUCGGGAAAUUGUCUCAAAACCGGGACCCAUCAGUUUAACAGUAGCCAAGUGUUGGGACCCCACCCCAAGGAGCUAUUUUACCAUCCCCAGGACAGAACCAGUGAGACCCAUCGACCCAGCGGCCUGGAUAUCUCAUACCACUGCUAUGACGGGAACAUUUCCCCGCUAUGGUAUGAGCCCCACCACCAGUGCCAUCACUUCCACCAGCUCUUCGCUAACCAGCUCUGUCCCAGAUUCAGAAAAGUAUGAGGAUACUCCACUCACAGUUAAGAGUGACAUGCCUGUUAUUGUCAAGGCCAUGCAGUUGUCUGACUCGGGAUUAGAGAUCCGUAACCGACUGUGGCUAAAGAUCACCAUUUCAAAUGCUGUCAUCGGAGCAGAUGUGGUCGAUUGGCUUUACUCACAUGUGCAAGGCUUUAAAGAUCGUCGUGAAGCAAGGAAGUACGCCAGCAGCAUGCUGAAACAUGGGUAUCUAAGGCACACAGUGAACAAGAUUACCUUCUCCGAGCAGUGUUAUUACAUCUUUGGUGACCUCUCUACCAAUUUGGCUGGCCUGAGCUUAAAUGAAGGCUCCAGUGGAACAUCAGAACAAGACAUCCUUGCGCCUCUUCCACAUCCAAAUUGUCCCUGGCCACUGACUCAGGGCUUCCCUUAUCAGUAUCCACUGCCUCAUCCGUAUUACUCGUCCACUUGCCAAGAUCCUGCUUUGACGUACGGAAAUGGCAGCACCGGGAGUCAGCAGAGUGAAGGAAGCAAGAGCAGUGGAUCGAAUCGGAGCAUGGGUGAGAGAAAGGGCUCAGCAGGGAAGGAAAAGGAGCAGAAAGCAGACUCCAAGUCGGUGGGCAAUGGAAGUGAGCCAGACCGUACCACUGGGAACAGCGUGCAGUGUGAACGACCAGCAAGCCAGCUCAGUCACCAUAGCUACUGCUCUCAUGGACCUCCAGGGAUUCCUCCUGUUUACCAGCUGCCCACAGUCAUGGUAACGAGCGGACCUCCUGGAGCUCCUCCUGUCCGGGAUCUAGCAGCAGUCCCUCCCGAGCUGACCGGCAGCCGACAAUCCUUCCAAAAGGCCAUGGGGAACCCCUGCGAAUUCUUUAUUGACAUCAUGUGACACCACCAGCCUUCUGCACUAAACAACACUAAAGUCUUUGCACAAAACACUGCUUGUGUCACAGGAACCUCAGGCUUCUGAGUCUAAUCAUAGUUCUCUUUGUUGUCUGUCCUUCUUUAAUAACAACUUUAAGUGUAUUGGCUUUGGUAAAUAUUGGUGCCAAGGACAGCUUUGUGUAAGUGUAUUCCACAUUUCAGUGUAAUCAGCACCUUCUGUGUAGAUUUUAAAGGGAUGGUGAAGACGUUUUGACGUAGCUGGAUGAUUAGCCCAGAUAAGAAUUUCAUGUCCUCUCAACACCACUCAUCUGCUGUCGUGAUGGGAGCAUUUUGGUUUUGUCAUUGUGGAUCAUGUAACUCUUUUAGCAAGCACUGUUUUGUUUUUCAGAGAUGACUGAGCACAAAGGGAUGUGAUUCUGUUCCCAGCUCAGUGAUGCACAAGUGAUUCACUUUCUUCACAAGUUAGUAGCCUUUCAAGAAUUCUUUUCCCUUGAAGCAUUAAGAAAGUUUCAACUACAUCUCCAAACAUUCAAACAGCUGUUUUGCUCUGUAGCUUAAUCCCCUGAACAACAAGAAGUUGGACACGUUACCUGUGUAUAAUCCAUGUUUUUGAAUAUCCAGUUUGGGCAUUUUUGUUCUAGUUGUUGCUGAACAAUGUAACUGGAUCAAUCAAGGUUCCAUCAUCAGUCAUUUCUGAACGUUUCACAGUUUGAUUGGAACAGCUACUUAUACAUAAUACUUUCCUUUGGAUCAGUCAGUGUUGAGACCUUUUGUAUCCAGCCUGCAUUCAUAAGGACAUGAAUUGGAUUAUGUUUUAUUUCCCAGUUUUCACAUCUAUAAUGGGGAUGCCCACUCUCAAUGGAAUGCAGGUUUUAUGGGCCCCAUCUGCUCGAUAACCAUGUGCAAAUGGCCAUCAUUCACAUGCAAUAGAGCGUCAGUAGAUCAUUCAAAUGAGACUGCCCUGCUCUCUGCUCUGUGGGGCUUGUUGUCCUAUGGUGGGUGUCAUCUGCCCAUUCUUGUUUCUCUCCACCAUCUCUUUUUCUUUACUCUGAGCAGUCCAGAGGCUGGGAAUUCUGUGAUGAGAAACUGGCGUCCUCGCUCCCCAAAGCCUAUUCACAAUGUACAAGGCUCAAGUCAGGAAUGUGGUGGAAUGCUUUCGAUUUACCUUGACGGGUGUAGCUAUAUUCACGUCCACAAGUGCACAGUAGUAGCAGUGUGCACCAUCUACAAGGUACACUGCAGCAACUCACCAAAGGCCCUUCAACAUGACCUUCCAAACACCCAACUUCUGAGAAGAACAAGCGCAACAGAUAGAUGGGAACACCAAACUUGCAAGUACCCCUCUAAAGCACACACCGUACUAACUUGGAACAACAUCACAGUUCCUUAACCAUUGCUCAGUCAAAAUCCUAGAACUGCGAACAACACUGUAGGUGUACCUACACCACAUAACUGCAGUGCUUCAAGGGUAGUUAGAGUUUAUUUUUUAAUUCAUUCACAGGGUGAGGCUAUCACCAGCUAAGUUCCCAUUUAUUGGUCAUCCCUAAUUGCCCAGGGCAAUUAAGAAUCAGCCACAUUGCUGUGGAUCUGGAGUCAUAUGUAGGCCAAAACAGGUAAAGAUGGCAGUUUCCUUCCCUCAAGGUCAUUCAUGAACCAGAUAGGCUUUUCCGCAACAAUCAACAAUGGAUUCAUGGUCAUUGUUCGACUCUUAAUUCCAAUUUCUUUCAAAAGAAUUAUUGAAUCCAAAUUCCACCAUCUGCCAUGGUAGCAUUCGAACCUAAGUCUCCACUACGUUACCUAGGUCUCUGAAUUAACAGUCUGUCCAUGGAUGAGCAAGAAAUGCCAUUGAUGCUUGCAUUCCCUGAAGAAUUAAAAUUUCAGAUUGUGUUUCUGUUGUUUUUGUGAGUCUGUAAUUGCAAUUAAAAUCCAUCCCCAGCAAAGUUGACGAGACAGGCUUCAAAAUCUUGCGGCAAGGGGCCAGGAGAAUUGAAGGUGAUUUGUGUUGCCCAAGGACCACCUCAAUUUUCUGCUACCCCAGCAACCCCUCUUAAAUAACUAACCACACAACACGCCUGAUAGUACCUGCCCCACUCUCAGUCUUACCUUAGGUAAAACGUCAGACUUAUCCCAGACAUGUUAUUGCCCUCUGAUCCACACGGGAAUAUAAUGGAAUAUUCUCCACUGUUGGAAAGUUGGAACUAAAUGUGAACAGUAAACUAAAAGAGUAGACAUCCAACAGCCUGCUGAAUGUCUAAUGUGAAGUGACAAUUUCAUUCCAAUUGGAGACUGAAGAAAUGGUAGUUUGUGAAGAAUCAGAUUUGAUUCCACCAGAACUAAUUGCAAUCCUUAGAGCACAGGAAUGAGCAGGGCACCAGAUUAAGCUAACUGAGCAUUGUGUGUGCCUCAAUUCUUCAACACACGAGGAGUGUUCCUCAGGACAGUGAGUGAGGACUCUGUUAUGUUUGUGCUGGUACCAAAAAUCCCAGGAUUGUGCAAGAAGUAAACAGCUCACUCAAAAAGGACUUUCAACUGUAACCUUGCAUCAAAUAUUACUAUGUCUGGGGCCAUCUUGUGGACAUCUUGAGGAAUAACAGGUGCUGCACAAAGUCAGCCAUGCGCAAAACACUUGAAUGUUGGCACAAGUUGGUCCAGCAUUUGGACUGCACUCAGCUGGGUUGAAAUAAUAAAACUAAUUGAAAUUUACAAGAAAGUUUAAGAAUGCUAAUCAGAAUUAUGAGAAAAUGUAAAAAGAAAUGUACAGUUGGAAAUUAAAUUUUAUUAAAUUAAUUAUUAUUAACUAUUCUAUAGAUUAAACUCAUUGAAAGUUCAGUCCAGACUGCAGAUCACUUGGCAGCUGGAGGCUGUCAUUGUGUGUAACAGUGUUGUAGAUAUUGCAUACUGAUUCUGUGUAUCUAUAGUUAAUAUAUCGCUGCCUCCAUGUAAAAGCUAUUUUAAAAACUAAAAAAAUUAUACAUUUC
Molecule: messenger RNA, 5159 nt
Organism: Stegostoma tigrinum
Lineage: Eukaryota; Metazoa; Chordata; Chondrichthyes; Orectolobiformes; Stegostomatidae
Product: segment polarity protein dishevelled homolog DVL-1-like
Exons: 15
Coding region: 98-2185 (695 amino acids)
Biological process (GO): intracellular signal transduction; canonical Wnt signaling pathway
Cellular component (GO): cytosol
Molecular function (GO): frizzled binding
Source: RefSeq, a predicted model, not a curated record